CCAGCCCAGCGGAGGGGCAGGAACUCACAUCCGAGCCAUUCUGGUGGAGUUUCCGACAGGAAAACAACAAAGGCGUUGGACAGAAAGGACGGCAGCAGCGCCAUGGACUGCGAGACCAAGAAAGGGAAGAAGGGCUUCGUGUCGCCCAUCCGGCGCCUGGUGUUCCCCAAGGCUGCACGGAGGGCAGCUCUCCGCAGCAGUGUCUACCGGCGGCCGCUGCACUCAGUGCCACUGUACCCCCCCGACUACCUGAUCGACCCCCAGAUCCUGCUGCAUGACUAUGUGGAGAAGGAGGUGAAGUUUUUGGGCCACCUGACCUGGGUAACAGCCUCGCUGAACCCCUCCAGCCGGGAUGAGGUGCUGCAGCUGCUGGACACUGCCAGGAAUGUUCUCUGCUUGCAGCAGCUGAAGGAGCUGCCUCUGCAGACGACCCCGGAGCAGGACAGCAUCCUGAGCCUGUCUGCCCGCUGCCUGCUGCUCACCUGGCGUGACAACGAGGAGCUGAUCCUGCGCAUCCCCACACAUGAGAUCGCCGCAGCCUCCUACCUGCGUGACGAUGCCCUGCACCUCCUCAUCCUCAAAACAGGCCUGGGAGUGGACCCAGUCCCCGCUGGCGCAUACCCCGAAGCGGCCCCGGUGCCGGAGGUGCCCCCGGCUGAGAAGCGCUCGGGGAGCUCUUGGCCGGAGCCGGGGCGGCUGGGAGGUGCGAUGGAGCGGCGGCACACCAUCUGCAGCCUGGACUGGCGUGCGGCUCGGGGCGGGCAGGAGGGCCGGCAGGGCGGCAGCCUGGAGCGGCGGAGGGGCGGCAGCUGGGAACGGCGGCAGCGCGGGCGGCCGUCGGGCAGCUGGGAGAGGAGGCAGCCGUGCGGCGGCAGCUGGGAGCGGCGGCGGAUCGGCACGGCGGGUGGAAGCUGGGAGCGCGGCACCGGUUUCGGCAGCUGGGAGAGACGGCACCCCGGUGGCAACCCGCUGGACCCCCAGGAGCCGUGCCCCGACGCGUAUUCCAACCUCGUCAUCCUCGCUGUGCCGAACAGGGAUGCGGCCGAGGAGUCCUGCGCCCUCAUCUGCCAGGUCUUCCAGAUCAUCUACGGUGAUCAGAGCAUCGAGUGUGUGGACCGUGCCGGGUACCACUACACCUCCACACCCACACGGCCCUGGCUCUCCAGCAGAAGUGAGAGCUGCCGCACAGAUGGGACGUAUGGCUACGAUGCUGACUACAGCUGCUGCAGCUCCUUCAGCAAUGGUUCCCAUGAGACAUUUGAGGCAUAUUAUAGCGGGACAUCCUCGCCCUCCUUCCACCAGUCCCACCACAGCCUGGCUACCGCCUGCAGCGGCAGCGACCAGAGCAGCGUGGGGCUGGAGCAGCUGCAGGACUACAUGGUGACGCUGCGCAACAAGCUGUCGCCCCAGGAGAUCCAGCAGUUUGCCCUGAUGCUCCGUGAGUACCGGCUGGGCACUCCGGUGCAGGAGUACUGCACAGAGCUCCUACGCCUCUACGGGGACCGGAGGAAGUUCCUCCUGCUGGGGAUGAGGCCCUUCAUCCCCGAUCAAGACAUUGGGUACUUCGAGACCUUCCUGGAGAGCAUUGGCAUCCGGGAGGGCGGCAUCCUCACCGACAGCUUCGGCCGCAUCAAGCGCAGCAUGAGCAACACGUCAGCCUCCGCUGUGCGCAGCUACGACAGCUGGUCCCUGCGCUCUGAGUCCGAGUCCUUCAACCGCAUGAUCACCAACAUCACAAAUGACAUCGAGGCACUGGCACGGGACGAGGAGGAGGAGGAGGAAGAGGAGGAGGACAACUACCUGUGAUCUGUGCCUCCUUCACCACGGAAGGGACAGGGCUCUCCUCUUGGCUGGGCUGAUGGCAUUUCAGGGCGGUGUCGGUUCAGGGGAGCCCCCACCAGCGGUGCCAAGUGCUGUAAUUUUUGCAGAUUGCAAUUAAAUGACCAGGAUGGGGA
Messenger RNA from Lagopus muta (rock ptarmigan), 1955 nucleotides. It is a transcript of the gene CCM2L, whose product is annotated as CCM2 like scaffold protein. The transcript is spliced from 10 exons. The coding region runs from base 103 to 1806 and encodes 567 amino acids. Gene Ontology annotation, biological process: heart morphogenesis. The record is from RefSeq and is a predicted model, not a curated record. NCBI's taxonomy places the organism in Eukaryota, Metazoa, Chordata, Aves, Galliformes, Phasianidae.